Messenger RNA from Epithele typhae, 1692 nucleotides. RefSeq names its product xanthine/uracil permease. Bases 1 to 1692 code for a protein of 563 amino acids. The transcript has 12 exons. Gene Ontology annotation, molecular function: purine nucleobase transmembrane transporter activity. Lineage: Eukaryota; Fungi; Basidiomycota; Agaricomycetes; Polyporales; Epitheliaceae. Gene Ontology annotation, biological process: transmembrane transport. Gene Ontology annotation, cellular component: plasma membrane. The record is from RefSeq and is a predicted model, not a curated record.
AUGGUGGGCUUCAUCGACAGGCUGAACGCUCAGGUCGCGGACUCCGUCGUCGGCAGGCACUUCCGCCUCGAGGGCUCCGGCCACCCCAAGGAGCGCGAAGGGUCGCGGUUCACGACCGAGAUCCGCGCCGGGUUGACAACAUGGGCUGCGAUGGCGUACAUUAUCUCCGUCAACGCGUCCAUCAUCCAGGACUCCGGAGGAACCUGCGAGUGCCCCACGGGCGACGGCUGCUUUACUGACCCCACCUACGCCGCGUGUGUGGGAGAGGUCCGGCGGGACCUCAUCACCACCACCGCGGCCAUUUCCUGCCUCUCCUCCGUUCUCAUGGGUCUCUUCGCCAACCUCCCUGUCGGUCUCGCCCCAGGUCUUGGUCUUAACGCCUACUUCACGUACUCUGUCGUCGGUUUCCACGGGACUGGAUUCAUCACGUACAGGGAGGCGUUGGCUGCUGUCUUCAUGGAAGGCUGGAUCUUCUUCAUCCUCUCCAUCUUUGGCCUCCGCCAGUGGCUGGCGCGCAUCAUGCCGCAGUCGCUCGUCAUGGCCGUCGGUGCCGGGAUCGGUCUGUUCAUUGCCUUCAUCGGGCUCUCGCCGUCCGGCCUCGGCCUCAUUGGCGGCGACACGACCAACCUCGUCGGGCUCGGCGGCUGCCUCGCGUCGGACUACAUCACCGUCGGCGACGAGACGCUUGCGAACUACUGCGGCACGCAGGUCAUGCGCUCGCCCACGAUGUGGCUCGGGAUCUUCACCGGCGGGCUGCUCACCGUCUUCCUGAUGCUCUACCGCGUCAAGGGCGCGCUCCUCAUCGGCAUCUUCCUCACCUCGAUCAUCUCCUGGCCGCGCCCGACGUCGGUCACCGCGUUCCCGCACACCGAUGCCGGCGACGCCGCCUUCGACUUCUUCAAGAAGGUCGUCACCUUCCGCCCCCUCACCCACAUCGGCAACGCCCUCGACUACAACUACGGCAACGGCAAGGUCUGGUACGCGCUCAUCACCUUCCUCUACGUCGACAUCCUCGACACGACCGGGACGCUGUACUCGAUGGCGAAGUUCGCGGGGCUCCGCGACCCGGUGACGCUCGACUUUGAGAACUCGACGGUCGCGUACUGCGUCGACGCGUUCUCGAUCUCCAUGGGCGCGCUCAUGGGCACCUCGCCCGUGACCGCGUUCGUCGAGUCCUCGACGGGCAUCGCCGAGGGCGGCAAGACGGGCCUGACCGCGAUCGUGACCGGGCUCAUGUUCUUCGUCUCCAUCUUCUUCGCGCCCGUCUUCGCCUCGAUCCCGUCCUGGGCCACCGGCGGCGCGCUCGUCAUCGUCGGCUCGCUCAUGAUCCGCAACGCGCGCGAGAUCAACUGGGACUACGUCGGCGACGCCGUCCCCGCCUUCCUCACGCUCAUCAUCAUCCCGCUCUCGUACAACAUCGCGUACGGCGUGAUCGCCGGCGUGCUCUCCUACGUCCUCCUCAACGGCGGCGCCGCGCUCCUCCGCACGGCCUCCGGCGGCCGCGUCCUCCCGCCGAACUACGACCUCGCCGAGCGCUGGGCGGUGCCCCCGGGCGGGAUCGUGCCCGGGUGGAUGAAGCGGCUGGCGGGCCGCGGCGGCGCGCGCGCGGAGGACGUGCCGAUGGCGGCGGCGGGCGAGGGCAGCGAGAGCGAGCACGGCCGGAAGAGCUUCAGUGAGGAGAGCAAGCGGUGA